CCACCGCAAACAUGGAUGAAAAUGCCGGAAUACCUAAAGCAACUCUUUCAAACUUCAAAGAGAAAUUUUCCAGUGAUGAGAAGAAUCUAUUGGCCCAGAAUGUCUGUUACAAAACAGAUCUUUGGGAGACCUGUAGACAGCAGGAUCUGGUGUGGAGUAGUCCUCAUGUGUUCAACUGUAAGGCAGGAGAAGGGAAACCAAUGACAAAUCAGAAAAGCUCUGGACGAUGUUGGUUGUUUGCUUGUCUCAACGUCUUACGAGUUCCAGUGGCAAAACACUUCAAGCUGGAUGAGAUGGAAUUCAGCCAAAACUAUCUGUUCUUCUGGGAUAAGGUUGAGAGAGCUAACUAUCUUCUAGAUGUAUUUGUCAACAUUUCAAAGAAGGGAGAGAACCCAGACGGACGACUAAUGAGCCAUUUACUGCACAACCCUGUAGAUGAUGGUGGUCAGUGGGACAUGUUAGUCAAUAUAGUGGAGAAAUAUGGCCUUGUACCCAAGAGCUGCUUUCCUGAUGCUCACAGCGCUGAAUCUUCCCUCAGGAUGGGCCGAUUGAUCAACAAUAAGAUGAGGGAAUUCUGUAUGCGUCUACACAGCAUGGUUAAAGCAGGGAAAUCAGACGAAGAAAUUGCAGCAGAAAAGUUGAAGAUGCUGGAAGAGAUCUACAGAAUAUGUUCCAUAUCUCUGGGAACUCCACCAGAAGUCAUAACCUGGGAAUUCUAUGACAAUGAAAAACAAUACAGGAAAGUUGGACCAAUAAAACCUGUAGAUUUCUACAAGGAACAUAUCAAGCCCCUGUCAGAUUUGGAAGAUAAGGUGUGUUUAGUAAAUGAUCCCCGUCCUAAAAAUGUGUACAAUAAACUGUACACUGUUGAGUAUCUCAACAAUAUGACGUCUGCUCGAAAUGUCCUCUACAUUAACCAGCCUGUACAAGUCCUGAAGGAGCUUGCUCUUGCUUCAAUCAAAGGAGGGGAGUCUGUAUGGUUUGGAUGUGAUGUUGGCAAAUAUUUCAGUCGGAAGCCAGGAAUCCUAGAUCUCAACAUAGUGAAUACUGAUUUAGUUUUUGGCACCAGCAUGUUGGGGAUGAAUAAAGCUGAACGUCUACAAUAUGGUGAUUCUCUAAUGACUCAUGCUAUGGUACUCACAGCUGCUCAUGUUGAGGAUGAGAACAAGACAGUAAGAUGGCGAGUGGAGAAUUCCUGGGGAGAUGCAGAUGGUGAUAAAGGUUUUAUUACGAUGACAGAUGACUGGUUCUCAGAAUUUGUGUAUGAAGUUGUCGUAGACAAGAAACAUGUACCGUCAGAAGUCAUGGAUGUUCUUAAUCAAACACCUGUAGUGCUUCCAGCUUGGGAUCCCAUGGGCGCUCUGGCAGUUGAUGUAGAUGGUCACACUUCAAAGCUAUAAAAACUUUCCAGAGAUGAUCAAAAACAUGGAUUACUAUUGAAGAUCUUGUUUUUUGGUCUCUGUAGGAACAAUGGCAAUAAUAAUUGACAUUUGUUUUUAAUCAGGAAAGUAAAAAUUAGUUCCAAUGAUUAAGUGUAUUAAUUUUGAUUUAAGGUAUAAUUGUUGUAUUUUGCUACUGAUUUCUUCAAUAUUUAUAUACAAAUAAUAAUAAUUUUAUGCAAUUUACAUGAUUAUGUAUGCUCAGUCAUUAAUCUUUGUGAAAAUUUAUUUUCGUGGAAUUUUUGGUUACCUUAUAUCCAUAAUUUUUUCUUUGUCAACAAAAUGAUAAACAGAUUAAAUUUGACAGAUAUGGAUUAUGAUACUAGUGGAUUUGUCAACAAGAUUUAUCCAUGAAAUCAAGAGUCAGUGAAAAUAUAUAUUUUUUGUAAAGCCACGAAAUUUGACCCCCACGAAAAUAAAGUGCUGUGUAUUUUGUUGGUUUUUAUAAAAAUUCAGACACUGAAGAAUGUGCCUCCAUUUUUGUUAAUCAGUAUGUAUGAUCUUUAAUUAUAUUGUACUUAGCAAGUGUAACCACUCAGUCCAUUUUAUGUUUGUCUACAUGUACCAACACAGCUGUGUGUUUAUUUAAACAAAACCAAUGAGAUGAAACUUGCGAUUCACGAUACCUUUAUAAUCUAACUGGUAAUCAUGAAUAUUUUGAUAUACUAUGCUUUUGUAGCUGUUUUAAUGAUCCAUUAAAUUCUUGACUUUGUAUUUGACCAAAACAUAAAACUGAACCAUUUAUUUAUUGUUAAUAAUUUACAUCUUCAUUUUAUUGUCUUCCUAUCUGGAAUAAAGUCCUGUCAUUUUGCUGUUUUAAAAAUACCAUUAAAUCCGGUGAUUUAUUCAUUGUGUGACACAUCUUUUGUCGUAAAAAAUGAAAUAUAUGUUAACAUUUUAUAAAAAAUCCUUUUUUUAAGCCAAACUUCAAGUGAAAUUAGAUACCUUUGUUUAAAGACCUAUGUUGUUAAGUAGCAAAACACCAAUUUUUCUUUAACUUUACAGUUCCUACAUAUAAAAAUUUGAAUAUUCUGAAAUAUGAAAAUUUGGUCGUAGCUUUCUUUAUACGAGAAUUUCGAUGAUGUUUCUAUUGAAAAUAGUUUUUGAUGGGCGUUUUUACUGGUAUCAAAAUGGCAAGUUUUGUGAUGAAAAACAAGAAAUCCAUUUACAUAAUGUACAUAUCAGAAUGCUGAUUCAAAUAUGAAAAUCAUAUUUUACUUGAAAAAUUAUUUUUGAGGGAAACUAUCAGAAAUCCGUGCAACUCUUCACAACAAUAGCUAGCAAUAACAGUCUGAAAUUUUAUCAUUGCUGAAGCUCAGUUGUAUUUCUGGUUCAAAAAUAUAUAUGUAUAAAUAGCAAACUUGUCCAAGAAUACAAUUACUAGAUAAUGCUUGUUGUGUUGUCAUUGAUAAGUAAAGAUGUACUUAAAUGAUGAACGAGAUGUAGUUGAUUCUGAGGUUUCUGCAGCUGAAGCCUAGCCUAGUACUAAAUAAUCAUCUGUAUCCAGAUGAAACAAAUCUCCAUAAGAUUGCACAAAGUGUAAUUAUGUCCCAUCUACAGCUAUCAGGACAUACACUCAAAAUCCUUGUAAUUUCAUGAUCUUGUUGUCAAAGUACAGCGAAGAAAAUUCUUAAUGUUUUUGUCCACUGCCCUAUAAAGAAAAACAGGUGUUAAUAACUUUUAGGUAGAAAUGACCAUGCCAGGAAAAUGGUCUUUUUCAAUCAUGUGGGUUAUCAAUGUUAGGUUUCAUACCUUCUCAAAACUUUAUAGUGUGUAGUAAUUCUUAGAUACAAGUAAAUAUACAUAUGUGUUUUUAUUUUGUACUGUUAAGUAUUUAUAUCAACAU
Messenger RNA from Ylistrum balloti, 3285 nucleotides. RefSeq names its product bleomycin hydrolase-like. Gene Ontology annotation, cellular component: cytoplasm. Bases 12 to 1400 code for a protein of 462 amino acids. Gene Ontology annotation, molecular function: cysteine-type aminopeptidase activity. Lineage: Eukaryota; Metazoa; Mollusca; Bivalvia; Pectinida; Pectinidae. Gene Ontology annotation, biological process: response to toxic substance; proteolysis; L-homocysteine catabolic process. The record is from RefSeq and is a predicted model, not a curated record. The transcript has 11 exons.